AUGUCUCCCUCCACAUCCAAGCUCGGCCGGGCCAUCUUCUGCCUCUCAGCGCUUGCGGGCCUGGCCUCUGGCGCGGCGAUCCAGCGCCGCGACGAGAUCGACAGUGAUGCCGUGGUCGGGUUUCCAGAGACGGUCCCGGCUAACGCGACCGGCGAGCUGUACUUGAAGUACAAGCCGUGGCUGAAGGUCGUCAAUGGCUGCGUGCCUUUCCCCGCGGUCGACGAGGCUGGAAACACCAACGCGGGCCUCAACCCCUCCGGCGACUCCUCCGGCGACUGCGACUCCAGCACCGGCCAAGUCUACGUCCGCGGCACGACCUACAACUCGCAAUACGCGAUCAUGUACUCAUGGUACAUGCCGAAAGACGAGCCCUCGAACGGAAUCGGGCACCGCCAUGACUGGGAAGGCGCGGUGGUAUGGCUCUCGUCAGCCGACGCCACGGGCGAGCUGCUGGGCAUAGCGGCCUCCGGCCACGGCGGCUUUCAGACCUCCACCUCCCCCACCCUCGAUGGCUCUAGGCCCCUCAUCCGCUACUAUAGUAACUGGCCCCUCGACCACCAGCUCGGGUUUACGGAUGAGAAAGGCGGCGAGCAGCCGCUUGUUGCGUGGGAGUCGCUGCCGGAGGCUGCGAGGACGGCGCUUGAGAAUACGGAUUUUGACAAGGCGAAUGUGCCGUUUAAGGAUGCGAACUUUGAGGCUAAUUUGGAGAAGGCGGCGCUGUAG
Aplosporella prunicola CBS 121167 is the source of this 723-nucleotide messenger RNA. RefSeq lists its product as uncharacterized. Lineage: Eukaryota; Fungi; Ascomycota; Dothideomycetes; Botryosphaeriales; Aplosporellaceae. The record is from RefSeq and is a predicted model, not a curated record. The transcript has 2 exons. The coding region runs from base 1 to 723 and encodes 240 amino acids.